This is a messenger RNA of Ilex paraguariensis (yerba mate), 1773 nucleotides long. The record is from the annotation of a GenBank genome assembly. Lineage: Eukaryota; Viridiplantae; Streptophyta; Magnoliopsida; Aquifoliales; Aquifoliaceae.
GAAACAACAAAUCUAGGGUUUUAAAUUGCUUUCUCGGUUCAGUUUACACUUAUCUUUAAUGCUCCAAAUCCUCUCCAACACUCUCCAAAGGGUUUAUGAACCAUAAAAAUUUUGCUGUGAGGGCAGAAGAUUUUGCAACAGUUUCUGAAGAUGAAUCAAACAAACCAGGGGGACAACCUUGAUACCCCACCAGCUGUACCUGUGAAGCGAAAACGGGGUCGCCCGAGGAAGGAUCCGAGUCUAAAACAAAUCAAAACUGCCCCUGUGACACCUGGAUUUGGAGGGGUGAAUGUAAAUCAACCCAGUCAAGUAGAUCGAGUUGAUGAGACAAAAAGCGGCUUGGUGGGCCAGGCGGUUACAGGUGUUGUUGAGGCAGCAUUUGAUGCUGGUUAUUUCCUCACUGUUAGGCUUGGCAACUCCAAUACCAGUCUGAGGGGUGUUGUUUUCAAGCCAGGACAUUAUGUUCCUGUCACAGAAGAAAAUGAUGUGGCCCCGCAUGUUCAGAUGAUCGGAAGAAAUCAUGUUCAUCUCCCUGCAAGAAAUCACACACAGGUGCGUGGCUAUAACAAGCGAUCUAGAGAGAGGGCUGAACAGAAUGGUUCACCACCUGCAAAUCAGUUGCAUAGAGUUGCACCUCUAACAGCUAAUCUGGUGGUCUCAAAAGGCAAAUAUGCGUCUCCAGCGGCAGCCUCCUCUGUCCCUCCAGUGGGUGCAAGAGGCACCGUAGUUCCAGUUGUACUCCAACCAAUCAAUCGUUCAAAUGGAUUACCGCCUGCCAACCAAGUUCCUCAGGAUGCAUCCCAGGCUGCACAUAUGGCAGCUUUAAGAGACAAAUAUGUGCAGACAGUUGCACCCUUAGCUGUUCUACCCCCUAAUGCAUCAAUACCCAAAAACCAGGUGCUGGCAGUCACAAUUGAAGAGCUGCCCUCAAAACCUCAAAUAAGCCACCAAGUGACACCAGAAAGCAUGCAAAAUGAGAAUGGUUCCUUUAAGCAAGGCACACUAGAGCUCCCACAAGGAGAAGCAGCCAGUUCAUUGAAAUCAGCUGCCAAGCCAGAUGAAGUUUAUAAGGUGGUUUCACAGUCAUCAGAAACACAUGUCGAAGACAGUAAGAUUGCUUUUAAAUUAUCAGGAGAAGAUGUUCUUGCUGGCCCAGUCCAAGAGAUUGGUGACAUGAAUGAGCCUCUCUCAAUUGGGCCCCUGCAAGCUGUAUACUUUGAUCAGAAUCAGUCUGCAUCUGUUUCCAGACCUUUGGAGAAUAGAAGAACUGGCAGAAUGACUGAGCUUUUGCUGGAAAAUAUGACAGAGAACCAGGUCCGUCAGUUUGAACAUUUGGCCCCAGAAACUGGAGAGCCCAGAAGCUGAUCUUGGAGACGAAGAAACACGUUGUCACAGUAAUGUUAUGCUAUCAGUGAUCCCCUUGUUUUGGGUAUGUAUAGCAUCCAUGUAGUGUCUUUCCUACUUCCCAAGCUGUGCGAGCGAGCUUUCUUGUGGGAUCUGACACCUUUGAAGAUUUGGGGACGACAAGGGGGAUCAUUGGUCUGUUUAACAAGAAGUCCUACAACAACUAGUGUUGCUGUAAAUUUUUCUGACAUUUGGUUUUCCAAGUUUCAGAUUAAGUACUAAUCAAAUGUGGGCUUUAUGGCGCUGAGCUUUUUGGUCAUAGUUACAUGUUUGUGUUUUGAGAGUUCCAGAUGCAUUCCGCUUACUGCCUGAGCAUAUUUCUGGCGCAGUGGUGGACAUUCAUUUGCGGUGGUUGGAUCGAAUACAAGG